AUGGACCCGUGGAAAAAGGAAGAUUCGAACAGCCACGCGGAUCUACCUGGGGAAAAAUUCGAGGACGAUUUUGUCGAAAAACUAAAUCUCCCGGACUCCGCCGACUACCUCGCAAGGCUAGAAAGGAAGCUUGCGUCAGCGAAAAGCAAAGAUAAAGGUCUCCUCGAGUCGCUUGAGAAGACGAGACAGGACUGCAUCGUGAGGCUCCUCACGGAAGACGUCACUACAUCGGAGCCGAUUGCCGACGAGGACAUCCCGACCAAGUGGCUCAAAAGCUAUAUCAACCCGCAACAGGCAUUAACAGUUGGCGAACUCGUCGAGUUGGUCAAAGCCGACCAUUUGGCCCAAGCGUCUGACGAAAGUCAAAUUGAACGUAAGCCGGGUUAUCUUUAUUGA
Molecule: messenger RNA, 396 nt
Organism: Cimex lectularius (bed bug)
Lineage: Eukaryota; Metazoa; Arthropoda; Insecta; Hemiptera; Cimicidae
Exons: 2
Coding region: 1-396 (131 amino acids)
Biological process (GO): cilium organization
Source: RefSeq, a predicted model, not a curated record